This is a messenger RNA of Asterias rubens (European starfish), 1456 nucleotides long. RefSeq names its product endonuclease G, mitochondrial-like. NCBI's taxonomy places the organism in Eukaryota, Metazoa, Echinodermata, Asteroidea, Forcipulatida, Asteriidae. The transcript is spliced from 4 exons. Gene Ontology annotation, molecular function: metal ion binding; single-stranded DNA endonuclease activity; nucleic acid binding. The record is from RefSeq and is a predicted model, not a curated record. Gene Ontology annotation, biological process: apoptotic DNA fragmentation. The coding region runs from base 121 to 1014 and encodes 297 amino acids. Gene Ontology annotation, cellular component: mitochondrial inner membrane; nucleus.
CUCUGCUGUUUAGGGAAAACCCCGAAAAACAGCCCCAAAUUCGGAAGUCAACACUCCUUCAAUCUAUGUUCCUUCAUUCAUGAUUCAUAGGGAACCUACCCUACUAAAGUAAAAAUCAUCAUGAAAAGAAUUAUUUGGCCGUUAAUUUCUUGUGUGUCUCUUGGCGUUGGAGGACUUCUUGGUUCAUAUCAUCAGAGAAGGAUUGAAAGACCAUCAUGUGAUGAUAUCGUACAAUCUCGAUGGUCGAUAUUCACACAUGCAGCUACCGCAAAGAAACAACUCCCAACACCAGCACCUCCAAAUCACUCUGGGGAAAUCAUGAAGUUUGGUUUCCCCGGUUAUGAUGAAAUCCGAACGCACGACAAUUACGUCUUGUGUUACGAUUGUCGAAUGCGCAACCCGAAAUGGGUCUUUGAAUGUCUCACCCGAGAAGACGUUAAGUAUAAUGAUGCGAUUACAAGAACUAAUUGCCAGUUUGAAAUCGACCAAUCGGUGCAUCCGUUCUUUCAAUCAACCAAUAAGGAUUACAGAGGGAGUGGUUAUGAUAGAGGUCACAUGGCUGCAGCGGCCAAUCACAGGAGGUCAGAUGAGGUCAUGCAGCAAACUUUUCUGUUGAGUAAUGUCAGUCCACAGAUUGGGGAAGGUUUCAACCGUGGUAUUUGGAACGAUUUGGAGAAGUAUGUUCGUACGUUAACAAAGAAGUAUGCCAAAGUUUAUGUUUGCACCGGACCACUUUAUUUGCCAUACAAAGAACAAAAGAGAACGUUCGUCAAGUAUGAAGUCAUUGGGAACUCGGUGGCAGUCCCAACACAUUUCUUCAAGAUCAUUGUUGGUGAGACGUCUACACAACUCUUUGAUUUGAGAGCUUUUGUUAUUCCAAACUCGGCCAUUCCAGACGAAACUCAUCUGGAGAGGUUUCUUGUUCCAGUUGAUGCUAUUGAACGAGCGGCUGGUAUUUUAUUGUUUGAGCGUUUGCCAAAGAGCGCCUUACGAAGUGUUAAUGCUCCAUUAUGAAAGAAGAAAAUAAACUCUUAUUGUUCUUGUAUAUUUGGUUUGUGGUCACAUCAUGUGUUUGUCUACUUGCUGGGUGGAUUAUGUUCUUUUGAGGACUUGUCUUGAUUUAUGUUCUACAAUCUCCUGGUGAUGACUAGAGCAAGCUAGUCAAAAUGUUGAGACCAAUAAAGAACUCACUCCACGGUAGUGAAGUUAACAAUGAUUAGUCCCCUCGAUCCAUAAAGUGAAAGUAGUACUUAGUCCCGGCCGAUCUUCUACCUUUCGCCCAGGUAGUAGUUAAUAAGCAGGACAAUUCUUGUUAUAAUUGAAUAAUCUACUCUUCAGUAAGAGAAAGUCUUCCUAAUUCCCCCAACAUCUACUAAGCGGUUGUAGAAUAUAUAUUAAAUAAGGGAAUCAAUUUGUAGUGAAGAGGUUUUCAACUAGUGGUUUAAUCCCAACGAGG